GAAAAUUUCCAAUGUCAUCUGUGAGUUAAAUGUUUGAUUAAGAAACAAAAAGUGAUAACGAAUCUGUUUUUGUGAACAAUUUACAACACUAUUUACAGGUGCAAGUGGAGACCGCACCUUGUAACAGGGGCCAUGCAUUCUGUAUAUGUGGUCUCGUAGUCAGAGCUGGCAGGACUGUGUUCGCUAUUGGACUGUGUCAUGGGCAGGGAAUAAUAGAUUUCCUGUUUUGUGAUGAUGAAGACGAUGUUUUGGAUGUCAGGAGAAGAUCUCCAACACAAUACGAGAUACUAUUUCCAUCUGGCACAAUUGUAAAAGCGAAUAUAUUGCAUGUUUAUGGAAGCUAUUUUAUGAAUGCCUACGUUGUUCCUUCCGUCCACGAUGUUGACAAGAGUAGAGGACUUUGUGGCAAACUGUCCGACACACAGACAGAUGACUUUGUAAAGAGAGAUGGUACACAGUCUGGUCCAGGUAGAGAAUUCUCGGAAUCGUGGAGGGUUACAGAAAACAACCUUUUUGACAGGCGCACCCAUGAUGGCUUAACACCUUGGGAUUUAUCACGGAGUUAUUGCAGCUGUCCGGCCUGUGGAAAUCCUCCUUGUGGUAAAGUAAAAUGUGGACCGACACAGGAGGUAAAAUCAUGCCAGAGAAACGGACCACCUGAGGGAAAUAAAGUUACACCCAACAAGGGAAGAUGCACCAUCCACGCCAGGAGAAAAAAGCGCUCAGUGGUUGGACCAGAUCCAAACUCUCGACGGAUGAUGUCAGUACAUAAACGGGAUACACAGGACUGGUUUAAUGGCUGGACAAAGGAAAAUGCAACAGAGUUCUGUGAAAACCAUUUUCACGCGUCUCUUUCUGCACAGAUGUGUCGAGACAUUCCGACAGUAAAUAUAACCAAGAACAUUGAAUACUGUGUCUUUGACAUUUGGGAAUCUGGCGGCACAGAAUUCUUUGAUGCUGCAAUGGACAACAUGCAGACUGGCUGUAUGCAGGAAGUGGUGAUGAACAGUUCAUUCCACGAGGAGACCGGGGGAGAAUCAGUGAUAGACAAAGUCUUCAAGGUCGCGUGUCCAAACGGCUGUAGUAGGAAAGGAGACUGUGUCAAUGGUGUAUGUAGAUGCCAUACAAACUACACAGGCUCUGACUGUUCCAUUGACAGCAAUUCUCCUCCAUCAUUAACGGAGGUUGACUUCGAAGGUCUGUGUGACGUCAACGACGACUUGUGCAUGGCUGUGUCUGUUUUUGGAGGCAUGUUCGUCGACAGUUCCAGCACCACCUGCAAGUUUAGAGACAUUGAUGAGAAUGGAAAUAUUGUGGACAGUUUUGCCGAGCGUGUUCUUGCUGCACAAUUUGAAAGCCUGUUCGAAGUUGCCUGUCCCAUACCAGUGCACAGAUCGAAGCGGUCGGUGCUGGGAGCUACAGCUGAAGAGAAACCCCGCGCUUACUAUGUGUCGGUGUCCAACAACGGGGUUGCGUACAGUGAGGAGAAGAUUAUCGUCAUCUACAACUCAACCUGUCAGACGUGUACCCUCUCUGGCACAUCUGUCAGUUGCGUCAUUUCGGAGGAUUAUUGCACGCUAGGUACUAUGUGCAUUCCAAAGGGUGGCAGGUAUCCAUACGAGGCUUGUCUGGUGUGUGACAUUAACGGGAAGACAAAAACUUGGCAGGACGAUCCUACCUGCAGAAGCUGUAUGAACACUUCUCUUAUGUGGGUCUUGCUGAUGUUUCCAGUAUUCAUCAUGCAGUGCAUUUUUUGAAAUGUCGUUCUUAGUUUUCAUCCAAAUCGUUAAAAGAAAAUCAGCAAUGGAUUGAUGUGUGCGGAAAUUGGACAGCAUUGCAACAUGUCGACAAUAUUGGAUUACAUCUGUGACUUAAAACUAAAGUUACUGUGUUUGGUUUAAUUGAGACUUCUCUCUUUAUACACAGGGCUUCUAGAAUUUUAAAAAAAUCCACUAGCCAUGGGAUCAGUGAUUUCAAAAAUUUACUAGCCAGGAUUAAAAAUUCACUAGCCCUACUUUACUUUAAGUUAAUACAA
Molecule: messenger RNA, 2035 nt
Organism: Gigantopelta aegis
Lineage: Eukaryota; Metazoa; Mollusca; Gastropoda; Neomphalida; Peltospiridae
Exons: 9
Coding region: 348-1757 (469 amino acids)
Source: RefSeq, a predicted model, not a curated record